Aphidius gifuensis is the source of this 4310-nucleotide messenger RNA. It is a transcript of the gene GABA-B-R1, whose product is annotated as gamma-aminobutyric acid type B receptor subunit 1. NCBI's taxonomy places the organism in Eukaryota, Metazoa, Arthropoda, Insecta, Hymenoptera, Braconidae. The transcript is spliced from 7 exons. The record is from RefSeq and is a predicted model, not a curated record. The coding region runs from base 502 to 3057 and encodes 851 amino acids. Gene Ontology annotation, molecular function: G protein-coupled GABA receptor activity. Gene Ontology annotation, cellular component: membrane; G protein-coupled receptor heterodimeric complex. Gene Ontology annotation, biological process: G protein-coupled receptor signaling pathway; gamma-aminobutyric acid signaling pathway.
UGACUGUUGUUGAUGCACACAUAAUAACAAUUUUAUGUGUGUAUAAUAUUUUUCACCCCUCGCUGCCACCCCUAUGACACUCAAGGCUAGGAUCAAUAUACGACGAACUUUAUUCCUGUCAGAAUUGAUUGUUCCAUAGCUAAAAACACAGCAAAAAUAAUAUACAAAAUUUUAUAAAAAUUAAUAAUAUAUAAUUAGUUAUUUAACACCAAAUAUGUUUAAUAAAUUCAAGUGACUUUGUUGUGCUAGCAAAAUAAGUUUAAUUAUUAAAGAAGCAACUCGUGACCUACAAGAAUUUUACUCCAAGGCUAAUUAAUAAUUAAUAAUAUCAAAAAAAAAAAAUGACAGUUUUACAAAUAGAUUAUCUACAAAUACACUGGCCAACAAAUUUAAUAUUAAAUAUGAUAUUUAACAAUUGAUGAGAGAAAAAAAGCUAUACACUUUGUUGUUUACACACAAAAAAAUUUAGUUGGCAAAAAAAAGAUAAAAAAAAAACAAAAAAUGAUUAGUAUAUUAUUGGGUGUAUCGAUUGUUUCAUCAGUUUGGGGAUCUUUGCCACCUCAGGAGGAUAAUGUUUUACACAUUGGUGGAAUAUUUCCAAUUGGAGGUGAAGGAGGAUGGCAGGGAGGUCAGGCAUGCAUGCCAGCAGCAAACUUAGCCUUAGAGGAUGUCAAUCGUGCCAAGGAUUUGUUGUCAGGUUUUGAAUUAAGACUACACUCAAAUGACAGUGAGUGUGAACCUGGUCUUGGUGCAUCAGUCAUGUAUAAUCUUCUUUACAAUACACCACAAAAAUUAAUGCUGUUAGCUGGUUGUUCAACAGUUUGUACAACUGUUGCUGAAGCAUCAAAAAUGUGGAAUCUUGUUGUAUUAUGUUAUGGUGCAUCAUCACCAGCAUUAUCUGAUCGUAAUCGUUUUCCAACAUUAUUUCGUACUCAUCCAUCAGCAACAGUACAUAAUCCAACUCGUAUAAAACUUCUUCAACGUUUUGGCUGGUCAAGAAUAGCAAUUUUACAACAAGCAGAAGAAGUAUUUAUAUCAACUGUUGAAGAACUUGAAUCACGUUGUAAAGAAGCUGAAAUUGAAAUUGUAACACGUCAAUCAUUUUUAUCAGAUCCAUCAGAUGCUGUUAGAAAUUUACGUCGUCAAGAUGCACGCAUUAUUGUUGGACUAUUUUAUGUUGUUGCAGCAAGAAGAGUGCUAUGUGAAGCAUAUCAUCAAAAUUUAUUUGGUAAAAGUUAUGUUUGGUUGUUAAUUGGUUGGUAUGAAGACAAUUGGUUUGAAGUAAAUUUAGAUAAAGAAGGUAUAACAUGUACAAAAGAACAAAUGCGUCUUGCUGCUGAGGGUCAUUUAACAACAGAAGCACUUAUGUGGAAUCAAAAUAAUGAUACAACAAUAAGUGGCAUGACAUCUGAAGAUUUUCGUCAAAGAUUAAAUAAAAUGUUAAGAGAAGAUGGAUAUGAAAUUGAUAAAGAUCGUUAUCCUGAAGGCUAUCAAGAGGCACCACUUGCAUAUGAUGCUGUAUGGUCAGUUGCACUUGCAUUUAAUAAAACAAUGGAAAAAUUAGCUAAAACUGGAAAAAGUUUAAAAAAUUUUUCAUAUACUGAAAAAGAAAUUGCUGAUGAAAUAUAUUCAGCAAUAAAUUCAACACAAUUUUUAGGUGUAUCUGGUUAUGUUGCAUUUAGUUCACAAGGUGAUAGAAUUGCAUUAACACAAAUUGAACAAGUUAUUGAUGGUAAAUAUGUUAAGCUUGGAUAUUAUGAUACACAAGCUGAUAAUUUAACAUGGAGAAAUAUGGAAAGAUGGAUUGGUGGAAAGGUUCCUCAGGAUCGUACGAUUGUGAGGAAAGUUCUUAGAACUGUAUCCCUUCCACUGUUCAUCUGCAUGGGUAUUGUCUCAAUUAUUGGAAUUAUAUUUACAAUAAUGCUUAUUAUAUUUAAUAUUUGGCAUCGUCAUAGAAGAGUAAUACAAUCAUCACAUCCAGUUUGUAAUACAAUAAUGCUUGUUGGUGUUAUAGCUUGUUUAAUAUCUGUAUUUUUACUUGGUGUUGAUGGAAGAUUUGUUGAACCAUGGGAAUAUGCUGCAGUAUGUCAAGCAAGAACAUGGAUGCUGUCAAUUGGUUUUACACUUGCUUUUGGAGCAAUGUUUAGUAAAGUUUGGAGAGUACAUAGAUUAACAACAAAAGCUAAAGCUGAUCAAGCUAAAUUGUUCAUGUCAAAACAAAAAGUAUCAUCAGUACAAAAAAAUAUUCAACCAUGGAAAUUAUAUACAAUGGUUAGUUCAUUAUUAGUCAUUGAUAUAUGUAUUUUGGGUGCAUGGCAAUGGCUGGAUCCAUUGCAAAGAACAAUUGAAGUAUUUCCACUUGAAUUACCACCAUAUGGUGAUGAUGAUGCUAGAAUAAGACCAGAAUUGGAACACUGUGAAAGUCAUCAUCAGUCAGUAUGGCUAGGAAUUAUGUAUGGAUACAAAGGUGUUGUUUUGGUAUUUGGAUUAUUUUUAGCAUAUGAAACAAGAAGUAUUAAAGUCAAACAAAUUAAUGAUUCACGAUAUGUUGGAAUGUCAAUAUACAAUGUUGUUGUACUUUGUUUAAUCACAGCACCAGUUACAAUGGUUAUUGCAAGUCAACAAGAUGCUAGUUUUACAUUUGCUGCACUUGCUGUUAUAUUUUGUUGUUUUUUAAGUAUGGCAUUGAUAUUUGUGCCAAAAGUUAUUGAAGUUAUACGACAUCCAAAAGACAAAGCUGAAUCAAAGUAUAAUCCAGAUGUUGGUAUGUCAAAAGAAGACGAAGAAAGAUAUCAAAAACUUGUCACUGAAAAUGAUGAAUUACAAAGACUCAUUGCACAGAAAGAAGAAAAAAUCAAAGUACUUAAACAACGACUUGCUGAGCGUGAUGCAUCAAAAGGUGGUAUUGGUAAUUUACCAAAGGACUCAUUAAUUGUUGCUGAUUUUGUGACUGGCGAGGGAACAUCUGAUAGUGCAAUUGGUGGGGGUAUUUCGGGUUAUACAAGAUCAUCCCGUGCAUCUGCAUCUGAUUUUGAAUUUUCUGAAUCAUACCUUUAGAUUUAAAGCGAAUAUUUUAUAAUCUUAUCAAUCCCAAUUUUAUUUUUUAAAUCAAAUUGAAUGUUGCUCAUCCUCUUACGACCAAAAUUUCGGGCUCAACUUGUCAUCCGGUUUUUUUUUUUUUUUUCAUUUUUAAAAAGUAAUAUAUAACUUGUCAAUGUAUAGAUGUUGCCUAAUAUAUAUUUUUUCUUUCUUUCAAUUACAAUAAUUUUGUCCGGGGAAUAAAUCAAAAAACAUUAAUCGGCCUAAUAUAAAUAUAUUUUUUAUCGGUCACAAUUAAAAAAAACAGUCAAUAGUAUACGAAUACACGGAUUCAUGUACAAAUAUUUUUUACAAAAAGAAAAAAAAACAAUAAUAUUUUUUCACCUGACUAUUAUUUUACAAAUAUAUGGUAAUUUUUUUUAAUCCUUUUACGUGCGCACAAGUGAGUCUUUUAAAGUAUGUGUCGGGUCCAAUGAAAAUAAUAAAUAAAAAUAAAAUAACCAAACCGCUUGUCUUGAUUGAAAAUAUAAAUAAUAUAUAUUUAGAUAACUGCCAUUAUCAGAGUUAGAAAACGGAAAAGAAAAAAAAGUUAUUUACAUUUUAUUUUUUAAUGUGUUGUCUUCCGUAGAUUGUUGUCCUCCUUUUUUAAGUUAUACCUAAAUUUAUAACUAUUCAUAUUGCAUGAUAAUGAUAAAUGUACAAGUCCAAUGAUUAAUAUUAGAUAAAAAAAAAUAAUAAUUGAAUAUCAGGUAUAUUCAAUGUUAAUAUAAAAUCGCAGUUAAAUCUCGUUAGACAAUCAUCAAGACGAUUGAUUCGUCGAUAGAGAAAAAAUAAAUUUAGUGUUGUAUUAAAUGUGUAAACCUCAUGAAGUCAACUCCCAAAUUUCGCGAUUAAUAUUUUAAAAAUUAUUUAUUAUUUUAUUUGAUUAAAUUCUAACGAGAUUUAAACGCAAAUAAUAAAAAGAAUAAAAAAAAAUAUCAAGUACCAUUCAUAAAUAAUUUGGGAGUCUUGAUGAGGUAGCUAAUUAUCUUGAAAGUUUAUAAAAUUGAAAGAAAAAUAUAUAUAUUUAAAAGUAAAAUAAAAAUUAAAAAUUAAAUCUAAAUGUUUUAGAACUAAGUACAGAGAUAAACUCUAUAUGGAAAAAAUUAAUAUUAAAAAUAAUGUAUUAAUGUAAUGUUAUUUAUGGAUGGGCCCAAAGAAAAAAAAAACAAAAACAAAAAAAAAAUUAAUCAGUGAUAUAAAAUUACAAAUACAUAAUAAUUAUUAUUAUU